AUGGAGAAUCACGUUUCCGGCCAGGGGAACAAGCGUCUCACUCAGCCCGCGCAUGCUCUUGAGAGACACAGUCUGGUUGAACAACUCAACGCCGAUAUUGAAAACGGUCUGACUUCAACAGAAGCACGCCAGAGAUUGGAAGAAUAUGGCCGCAAUGAGCUGGAUGACGGGCCAGGCGUUCAGCCCUUUCAGAUUCUCUUGCGACAAGUUGCCAAUGCAAUGAUGCUAGUACUGAUCAUGGCAAUGGUUGUCUCAUUCGCAAUCAAGUCCUGGAUUGAAGGAGGCGUGAUUACCGCGGUCAUUGUGUUGAACAUCGUUGUCGGCUUUUUCCAGGAAUUCCAAGCCGAGAAGACUAUGGACUCCCUGCGUUCACUCUCGUCUCCAACUGCGAACGCUGUGCGGGACGGCAGCACCCUCAAUAUUCCCACUGCCGAACUCACCAUCGGUGAUCUUGUUGAGCUAAAAGUUGGUGACACUGUCCCCGCUGAUCUGAGGUUAAUCGAGUCUAUCAACUUUGAGACCGAUGAAGCACUCCUCACCGGAGAAUCAUUGCCAGUUACCAAAGAUGAAGAGGCUACGUUCGACGAUGAUACUGGGCCUGGUGAUCGAUUAAAUAUCGCUUAUAGCUCUUCCACUGUCACAAAAGGUCGCGCAAGAGGCAUAGUCUUCGCAACCGGUAUGUACACUGAAAUCGGAUCUAUUGCAUCUGCCCUUCGACAAAGCGGCUCAAAAAGGCGCCCGAUUAAGCGACGGGACGACGGAACAGCGCACCCUCUCCGGCACGUCGAAUCCUGGAGCCUUACUUCUAUUGACGCAGUAGGCCGGUUCUUAGGGGUCAAUGUGGGUACGCCUCUACAAAGGAAGCUAUCUCGUCUUGCGAUACUAUUAUUUGGUAUUGCGGUUGUCUGUGCUAUUAUUGUCCUUGCCGCAAAUGAAUUCUCUAAUAGGUCCGAGGUCAUUAUUUAUGCUGUCGCUACAGGUCUCUCUAUGAUUCCAGCGUCUCUGAUCGUGGUCCUUACAAUCACUAUGGCCGUAGGGACCAAAAGAAUGGUUCAGCGAAACGUUAUCGUUCGAAACAUUAAAUCACUUGAGGCAUUAGGUGCUGUCACCGAUAUCUGCUCAGACAAAACAGGAACUCUCACCCAAGGGAAAAUGGUCGCAAGGAAAUGUUGGAUCCCAUCACGUGGUACAUACUCUGUCGGUACUUCGAGUGAACCCUUUAAUCCUACUCUUGGAGACUUGAUGUACACUGAGACACCACCAUCAGGCGGACGCACGGAGGAUGGUCACGAUGGCACUGUAUUGGACUACUCGAGGCUCAUCGAGAACAACCCUGAGUUGACCGACUUUUUACUCGUCGCAGCUCUGGCCAAUCUUGCUCGUGUUCAUCUUAACAAGGAGGGCAUCUGGACUGCGCUGGGGGACCCCACGGAAAUCGCAAUUCAGGUUUUCGCCUCUCGAUUUGACUAUAAUAGACACAAGUUUCUCGAUGGAGAAAACAGGCAGUACAAGGAAGUCAGCGAAUAUUCCUUCGAUUCAGAUGUGAAAAAGAUGUCAGUCAUUUUUGAAGAUCUCCGAACAAAGCAACAAAUGGUUUACACCAAAGGCGCGGUCGAGCGAGUGCUUGAAUCUUGUACAGAGAUUAAAUGGGACGGUCCAGACGCAGUUGAACUUACAGACAAUAUGAAAGAUGAAAUUCUGAAAAACAUGGAAGCCCUUGCCGGUCAGGGGCUCAGAGUUUUGGCACUGGCCAGUCGACCCUACAGCCCUGGAGAUGGCCGAAGGGCAAGCCGGGAUGGACCUCCUCUUCGAGAAGAAGUGGAGAGAAACCUCAUAUUCCGUGGAUUAAUUGGUCUCUAUGAUCCACCUCGGCCAGAGUCUGCAGAUGCGGUGAAGAGAUGCCACCGUGCUGGUGUGAAGGUUCACAUGUUGACAGGCGACCAUCCUGGCACAGCUCGGGCUAUCGCCGCUCAAGUUGGUAUCCUGCCGCCGAAGAUGGAGAUGAUGUCCCAGGAUGCAGCGCAAAACAUGGUGAUGACUGCCCAGGAAUUUGAUCGCUUAUCUGACGCAGAGCUUGACGGACUUUCCGCAUUACCUCUAGUAAUUGCUCGAUGCGCACCAAACACGAAAGUUCGAAUGAUCGAGGCUCUCCGCCGCCGAGACGCUUUCAUGGCUAUGACUGGUGACGGCGUUAAUGAUUCUCCAUCUCUGAAAAUUGCCGACAUUGGGAUUGCUAUGGGUCAAGGUGGUUCUGAUGUCGCUAAAGAUGCUUCUGACAUCAUUCUCACCGAUGAUAACUUCGCCUCGAUCCUAAAUGCCAUCGAAGAAGGCCGACGAAUGUUUGACAACAUUCAAAAGUUUGUCCUGCAUCUUCUCGCAGAGAAUAUCGCUCAAGCUUGUACCCUCCUUAUCGGUCUCGCAUUCAAGGACCGCUCUGGCUUAUCGGUCUUUCCUUUAGCACCAGUCCAAAUCCUUUGGGUAAUUAUGAUCACUUCCGGUAUGCCCGAUAUGGGACUAGGUCUGGAGAUUGCCGCGCCUGAUAUCUUGGGCAGACCGCCGGUAUCACUUAAGACAGGAGUCUUCACGUGGGAAGUCUGCUUUGAUAUGCUCGCAUAUGGUCUAUGGAUGGCUAGUCUCUGCCUGUCGUCAUUCCUCCUAGUUGUCUACGGAUUCGGGGACGGGAACCUAGGGACUGACUGUAACGAUUCUUACUCUGAGGCCUGCGACACCGUCUUCAGAGCUCGAGCGACCACUUUCGUCAGUUUGACCUGGUUUGCCCUUUUCCUCGCCUGGGAAAUGGUCGACACUCGCCGAAGUUUCUUCCGGAUGCAGCCCGGCAGCACUAGAUACUUCACCCAGUGGAUGCACGAUGUCUGGCGCAAUCAAUUCCUGUUUUGGGCCAUCAUCGCCGGCUUCGUCACGAUUUUCCCAACUAUUUACAUUCCUGUCAUCAAUCAUAGUGUUUUCAAGCACACUGGAAUAUCCUGGGAAUGGGGCAUCGUCUUUGUUGAGGCGUUCCUCUUCUUCCUGGGCUGCGAGACGUGGAAAUGGGGCAAGCGGAUUUUCUUCCGUCGGCGUGCAAUAAGGCUCGGAGUCACACCAGAUGAUAUGGAGAAAAUGGCGUUCGCCGACUUCGAUGAACGUGCCGGUGACCCCCUCCGCAAACACUGA
Messenger RNA from Exophiala aquamarina CBS 119918, 3171 nucleotides. Its product is annotated as potassium/sodium efflux P-type ATPase, fungal-type. Bases 1 to 3171 code for a protein of 1056 amino acids. Gene Ontology annotation, molecular function: P-type calcium transporter activity; ATP binding; ATP hydrolysis activity. Gene Ontology annotation, cellular component: plasma membrane. Lineage: Eukaryota; Fungi; Ascomycota; Eurotiomycetes; Chaetothyriales; Herpotrichiellaceae. The record is from RefSeq and is a predicted model, not a curated record. Gene Ontology annotation, biological process: intracellular calcium ion homeostasis; calcium ion transmembrane transport. The transcript has 5 exons.